Amoebophrya sp. A25 is the source of this 1264-nucleotide messenger RNA. The record is from the annotation of a GenBank genome assembly. NCBI's taxonomy places the organism in Eukaryota, Dinophyceae, Syndiniales, Amoebophryaceae.
AUGCAGUUACUCAACGUACCAGGUCCGUUCGGUGGUCGAGGAGAGAAUUUGGACCACAGCAGCGCGCUAUACGAUUGGAGGGAAAAAAUCAGACUUACCUGCUUCAAGUUCCGGACGGCACUGGAGAAGGCGAUUGGGCAACAUGGAAAGAACUCGACAUCGUCGUCCACUGUAACAAGGAAGAUUACGUUUCGGCUGCCUCUCGCGCAGGCGCGUGUGGUGGAGGAGGGUGUGGCACUAAUGAGGGACCCGUACCUUCGUCGCAACUGGUUUUUCGACACACUUCGAACUGACGACGGCGAACUUGUGGAGGCAAAAACACUUCGCGACGUCCUUGUUGCGAAAGCGGUGGAAACGCUCAGAUGGAGAAACAGAGAAAGCCCGCCGCAAGACGCGAAGGAGAUGAUGAAACGGCUGUUACGCAAAGCGGCAGAAGAUGACAGUACUAUCGAGGACCUCACGAGCCUUGAGCAACUUCCAGCAGAUUGGCGCAACGACAAGGAGAUCGUGGCGCUGGCGAAAGCGGCCGCAAUUGCGAUGUGAGUUAUGUUGAAAGGACGCUCCUGUUUUCCUCAAGCAGCAGAAGAACGCGGAAGAAACUGUUGAAAUAAAUUGUCAAAAAACCGACAAAGUUGCGAUGUCUACUAAAGUUCAUCAAAAGUACUACGUGGAGGCAGGUUAGCACCGUGAGCACCACAAUCGAAACAGAGCAGAAGCAAUCGCAAACGAGAAUUAUCGUACGCACACUACCACAACGACAAUCGUCGUGGACUUUUUGAACAAGUAUAAUCCAGAGCCAUGUCUUCACAGCAGGCGCAUUCGCUCUAUCGAAAUGCCUUUAAUACGCCAACCCGCCUUUGAAAAUCCUAUAGAAGUCCUGAUUGGCUAGAAAAAUGUUGAAGUGAAGUGAAGUGAUUGGCGUAGAGAAUCACAGCCCUAGAUGUUGUAUGUUGAUACAAAUGUGGAAUAGUUGUAGCAUAAAGAUAGACAGACACGCAGACGCACUCCUACGUACUUACAACUAAGUCAAUGAUUAUACGCGAAGAGACGACUCGGAUUCAUUGGCUCGAUCGCUUGCUUGGAUUACAGCAAAAACACAUCGCCGCUGGCGCUUUUUGAGGGAGAUUUUCAGGAGAGUUAUGUCGCAGAUUAUUUCCACAGAAGAUGCCUAUGGGAAGCCGUUUUCCUCGGGCGAUUUCUUGGAAUGACCACUGCAAGGAGAACAGAAAGCAGUUGUGACGGAACCUAACUAAAAAUAGAUACU